AUGGACAUACAGGUUGGCGGUGAAUCAAUUUUACACCAAUGCUGUCGUUUGGGUAAAAUGGAGAUGUGUGACUAUUUGGUCAAUUAUUAUCCAGAGUUAUUGGAGAUGAGGGACAAUAAGGGAUGGACAGUGUUACAUUCAGUUUGCCGGGGAGGAAGUAUAGAAAUUUUGAUUUUUCUGUUAGAGAAUGGAUUGGACUUUAAUGCCGUGUCAAAUGAUGGCAAAAGCAUUCUUCAUAUAGCUUGUCUCAGUGGGAAGUUUGAAAUUUGUGAGUUUUUAGUUGAGAUCUUUCCCCAUUUAUUAGAUAUAGGGGACAGUUGUGGUAACUCAGUGUUGCAUGCUGCAGCUAUGGGAGAUUCAUUGGUGAUUAGCGACAAUUAUAGAUGGACAGAAUAG
Saccostrea cuccullata (small rock oyster) is the source of this 396-nucleotide messenger RNA. RefSeq names its product putative ankyrin repeat protein RF_0381. Gene Ontology annotation, cellular component: ciliary inversin compartment. Gene Ontology annotation, molecular function: protein binding. Gene Ontology annotation, biological process: protein localization to ciliary inversin compartment. The coding region runs from base 1 to 396 and encodes 131 amino acids. The transcript is spliced from 2 exons. The record is from RefSeq and is a predicted model, not a curated record. NCBI's taxonomy places the organism in Eukaryota, Metazoa, Mollusca, Bivalvia, Ostreida, Ostreidae.